Messenger RNA from Anolis sagrei ordinatus, 1240 nucleotides. RefSeq names its product hydrogen voltage gated channel 1 (gene HVCN1). The record is from RefSeq and is a predicted model, not a curated record. Gene Ontology annotation, molecular function: voltage-gated proton channel activity. Gene Ontology annotation, cellular component: plasma membrane. Lineage: Eukaryota; Metazoa; Chordata; Lepidosauria; Squamata; Anolidae. Gene Ontology annotation, biological process: proton transmembrane transport.
UUCCCCUCCGAGGCAGGAAAGGAGGGGCUCCGUGGGCGUGCUGGCCUCACCCCGCCUCCUUUGCUGCCUGGAGCCCCAGCCACCGGACAGGGUUGUUCUUCACUAGUCAGAGCAACGGGCAACAGCAGCUAUUGCCUGGACAAGACUGAUUAAGAAAGGUGACCAGCUUUUCCAGCUCCUUUUGAACUGGGGGAUGCCCCUGUGAGAGCACCACCGCUACUGCCACCAUGUCUAUGUACCUGAAGCAUUUCACCGUGGUGGGGGACGACCCCGCGCAGUGGAACAACGACUACAAGAAAUGGGAGGAAGAAGACAUGGAGGAGGAAGGGGAAGGCAAAGCGCCCGAUGCAGCCAUCAAGGUGGAUUCCCCGCCAAGGCCCCCAUCCUUCCGGGAUGUGAUGAAGAAGCUGUUCCAGUCGCACAAAUUUCAGAUCUUGAUUGUUGGCCUAGUUAUCGCGGAUGCCAUCUUGGUGCUGGGGGAACUGCUUUUGGAAUUAAAAAUCAUCCAUCCAGACAAAGGCGAGAUUGUGCCUAAGGUCUUCCACUACCUGAGCCUCUCCAUUUUGACCCUCUUUCUGGUGGAAGUGAGCUUCAAACUCUUUGCCUACCGCCUAGAGUUCUUCAAGCACAAGUUUGAAGUCCUGGAUGCCAUUGUGGUCAUUGUCUCCUUUGUCCUUGACAUUGUCCUCCUGUUCCGGGAACACGAGUUUGAAGCCCUCGGGUUGCUGAUCCUCUUGCGAUUGUGGCGCGUGGCCCGGAUUAUCAACGGGAUCAUUUUGUCCGUGAAGACGCGGUCUGAACAGCAUGUCUCUAAGCUGAAGCAAGCCAACCUGCAGCUCACUGUGAAGGUCCAACAGCUGGAAGGCAAUUGCACAGAGAAGGAGAUAGAAAUCGAAAGGCUGACCAACCUACUAAAACAACAUGGCCUUCUCACCCAGCUCAGAUAGAUGCCUGGUCGUGACUCUCCUGGGCUUGAAUGCCGUUCCUGGAAAGGAGUCCUGGUGUCGAAAAGCUAUUUCUCUCCCCCGCUUUAUACUGUGACAUUUUGAAAAUCUCCUUUUGUACAUUCCCUGCCUUGUUGGUAAGCCUUUUCUUCUGUGUCCUUGGCUCCCCCCCCCUCCCCCAACCUUUUAUCAGUGUUGUCAAACCAGUCCACAAGCUGGAAGACUUAAUUAUUCCAAUCUUUAAUUGUACAGCUGUACAGUGUGAAAAUAAAUAAACAUCACUUUAAAAAGCUGAA